AUGGGGAUUUCAAGUGAAAAGGAGAGGACUGAAGAGAUGGGUCUGCAGUAUUCCUGUUACUCUCGAGCUAGUCUGGUUACUUAUUAUACCGACCUAAUUCGUUACAACUUGCUUUUGCAAGUCAAACUAUCCAAUAAUUCCUCACAAAAAUUUGGGUGCCUGAGCAUUGAUCUUCCCCUCUGCCACAUUUUUGGGUCCUUCAAUGACACCUUUGUCCAUGUUACCGAUCUUUCUGGCAAGGAAACCAUCUGCCGGGUGACUGGUGGAAUGAAGGUCAAGGCUGACAGAGACAAGUCCUCUCCCUAUACAGCCAUGUUGGCUGCCCAGGAUGUGGCCCAGAGGUGCAAGGAGCUGGGCAUCGCUGUCCUGCAUAUCAAACUCCACGCCAUAGGAGGAAACAGGACCAAUACCUCUGGACCUGGAGCCCAGUCAGCCUUCAGAGCUCUUUCAUGCUCAGGGAUGAAGAUUGGGCAGAUUGAGGAUGUCACACCCAUUCCCUCUGACAGCACCCGAAGGAAGGGGGGUCGUCGUGGUCGCCGUGGUCGCCGUCUGUGA
Molecule: messenger RNA, 555 nt
Organism: Alexandromys fortis (reed vole)
Lineage: Eukaryota; Metazoa; Chordata; Mammalia; Rodentia; Cricetidae
Product: 40S ribosomal protein S14-like
Exons: 3
Coding region: 1-555 (184 amino acids)
Biological process (GO): ribosomal small subunit assembly; translation
Cellular component (GO): ribosome; cytosolic small ribosomal subunit
Molecular function (GO): structural constituent of ribosome
Source: RefSeq, a predicted model, not a curated record